Pristis pectinata (smalltooth sawfish) is the source of this 2635-nucleotide messenger RNA. RefSeq names its product WD repeat domain 55 (gene wdr55). The record is from RefSeq and is a predicted model, not a curated record. The coding region runs from base 14 to 1153 and encodes 379 amino acids. The transcript has 8 exons. Gene Ontology annotation, molecular function: protein binding. NCBI's taxonomy places the organism in Eukaryota, Metazoa, Chordata, Chondrichthyes, Rhinopristiformes, Pristidae.
UUCUGGGAUCAACAUGGCGCUGACCACGGGUGAUUCUGAAGUCGAGGAGCAAACGAAAGAGUCCAGGAUAAGGGAGACUCCAGAGGACAUCACCUUCAGUGCCAUCGUGAACACGAUUGCCUUCCACCCAGCACGGGACAUCAUCGCAGCGGGAGAUGUUGAUGGAGAUGUAUAUGUUUUCUCGUACUCAUGUGAGGUGUCAGAAAACCAGGAACUGUGGUCCUCGGGACACCACUUGAAAUCCUGUCGGAAGGUUGCAUUCACCGACAACGGGGAGGAACUUGUUACAGUUUCAAAGGAUAAAUCAAUUCACAUUCUCAAUGUUGAAAGUGGCAAGUUGGUAACGAGGAUUCCCAAAGCUCACAGUGUUGCUAUUAACAGCCUGAAGCUGAUCGAUGAAAAUCUUUUUGCCACGGGAGAUGAUGAUGGCUUAUUGAAAGUUUGGGACUUGCGGAAGAAAACCUCUUUCAUGGAGAUGAAAAACCAUGAUGAUUACAUCAGUGACAUCACCAUUGACCAGAAUAAGAAGAUCUUGCUUACAACCAGUGGCGAUGGUACGAUGGGUGUUUUCAACAUUAAGAGACGCCGCUUUGAGCUGCAAUCGGAGUUUCAGGAUGGUGACCUUACAUCACUGGCUAUAAUGAAGAGAGGCAGCAAGGUGGUCUGCAGCUCAUCUGAGGGAAUGAUCUACCUGUUCAACUGGGAUGGGUUUGGGGCAACCAGUGAUCGAUUCUCAGUGCAAAGAGAAUCCAUUGACUGUGUCGUGCCGAUCACAGAUAACAUUCUUUGUACAGCUUCCAUGGAUGGAGUCGUCAGGGCCGUGAACAUUCUUCCCAAUCGAGUGAUCGGGAGUGUGGGCCAGCACCCUGGGGAGUCCAUCGAGCAGAUUGCCAAGUCCAGAGAGGGCCAUUUCCUUGCCAGCUGUGCUCACGACCAGAAGGUGAAAUUUUGGGAUGUUUCUAACCUGCAUUCAGUCAUUGUUGAUGACUACAGGAAACGGAAGAAAUGCGGGAAGUUGAAAUCAUUAAGCAAGAAAGCAUUUGGCUAUGGGCUUGGGAGUGACUUCUUUGCUGAUCUUGCCGAGGGAACUACAGAGGGAGAAGAGAACAGCAGUAAGAGUGAUGGGGGCUGUGAAGCCCUUGAUGAACAGUAGGUUGUGGCUUUCCUGUGCCCUGAUCACCUGCAGACUCUGAGAGGAUUAUGUUACUACAUGUGCAACAAAGGCUCGCCUUCCACACAACUUCUGUUCAAAUGAGAGGAUCCCAGAGUCACAUCCUUUAAAAAUAGUUUCCAUUUCCUUCCUUGUGUAGCAGCUUCUGAAGAGACUUCUAUUUGCGAGGUUGUGUUGUUGAACUGACAAUGGGGUUGGGUGUGGUCCUGACUCCAGAAUCUGUGCUUGACUUCCCCCAACUCAAACCUCCUUUUGGUUGGGCAAGAGGUAAGGCAGUUGGUAAUUGUCUGAUUUAAUCUUUCUCCACAAGGAGCUUGAUUAUAUGAGACCACUAUCAAAUUAGUUCACUGGACUAUUGAUCCCACACAUCACAAUUGGCCAUGACUGAAAAGCCACAGUCAAGUUUAUUGUCAUAUGCACAUCCAUGUGUGCACAGGUGCAAUGAAAACCUUACUUGCAGCAGCAUCAGAUAAGCAACAGUCACAAGAAAAACAUAAAUGUUGUGUGUCUGAUGCUAUGUGCCUGUGAUGCUGCUGCAAGUAAGUUUUCCAAGACCAAUGACUAAAAGAUUAAAUGGUGGGUUGUGGGCCCAGCUCCCAGUGAUGGGUGAGGCCUGAGCUGCCGUAUUGUCCAAUUCGUUAAUGGGCAACGCAUAAGCCACCGGGUGCUGGUCAGUACUGGGCCUGUUGCUAUGCAGGGGAACUCGGAGAUACAGAGUGGACAACUGGAGAAUCCCAGCAUGAACGGUUGAAAAACUGGCAUUUUGGAUCGAGGAAUAUUGACAUGAAUCAAAGCUCCUCAAAGAGCAGAGUUGCCAUCGUCAGUGACUCCAUAGAUCGAACCAUCAAAGGCUGCCCACUGAAUGGCAACUCUUGCUUGGUGUCACAUGUAUGGGCAGUAAGCUCAAAAGGAGGGAGCCAGCAGAACCUGCACUGAUUUUGUCAUACACUUCUGUCUGAUUAAAGGAUUUUAUAAAUUCUGAGAAUAUUUGCAUCAUAAGACCAAGAAGUGGGAAGAAACAGACUUUUGGAAGUGUGGUUGCUGGAAAUGUGGCAGCGGAUUUGCAGACAGAAAACAGCAAUGGUGAUGAUCCAUCGUUAUGUGAUGGCUCUUUAUCAAAACGCACAUAGCAUUCAUUAGGUGUGGUGAGUGAAUUCAUAGCAUAAGUAGAAAUGGAUGGUAGUUGCCAAGUGACCCCAGAUUGGGAAUUAAGUAUUCCAGGCUAUUUAACUUUUGGAAAAAUGGGAAAGGAGACGGGGUACCUCUAACGUCAAAGAAUGGGAUAAAGGCAGAAGAAGGAAGGACGCUGCUUCAAAAAAAAAUCAGGAGAAAGAUCAGAGCUAAGGAACAGCGUGAACCGUUGAUGGAAGUUGUCUGUAAGCCCAGAAACAGGCUGCACAGAUUGGGAAGUAGCAGAUGUACCCUCACCAUUUAAGAAAGGAAGGAGAGAGAACAGUUAACAGA